This is a messenger RNA of Purpureocillium lilacinum, 927 nucleotides long. Lineage: Eukaryota; Fungi; Ascomycota; Sordariomycetes; Hypocreales; Ophiocordycipitaceae. The record is from RefSeq and is a predicted model, not a curated record.
AUGCGAAUCGGACCCAGGCAGUUCCUGACCGCGACCAGAACCAGAAGCCCGGCUCUACACCCCUCCUCAGCUUCCCUCAGCGCAGCGCACCCACGAAGCUCUGCUGUUGCGAUCGUCGCUACCCCUCCCUCUCCCCAUCAGCAGCGCCGGCUUCGCCAAAUCCGAGGCGCGACCAUCGGCCGAGCAGCCCCGUGCGGCAGGAACAUGGCGAGCGACGAGGACUACAUGGCGUUCCUCGACAAGGCGAACAAGGACCUGGACGAGGGCAAGGCGCACGCCCAGAAGCAGCAGCAGGAGGGCGGAGGCUCCAAGUCGCAGUUCAAGGCCAUGGACUCUGGCGCGCAGGCGCCCAAAGCCAUCAGCGAUGUGUGCCAGAGCGAGGUGUACGUGAGCGACGCGGACGAGCCGUUUGAGGCGGUAUCGCUCAAGUACUCGGGCGACGACCUGCCGGACGAGAGUAAGUUUGUUCGCCAAGCUCAUCCACCACUGGAACCCGGACGCGGCCGAGAUCGAGAUCAUGGACCCGCUGGACUGGGACUCGGCCGGGCGGUACGGGAAGGUCAUCGACGCGGUGCGGGAGGCGAGCCGGGGCAACGACGUGCGGGUGUAUCGCGUGACGAGGGAUGCGACGCGGGUCGAGUACUGGGUCGUGACGCGGGAGGAGGGCCGGAUCGUCGGCGUGAAGGCGCUGGGCGUGGAGAGCUGAGAGAUGAAAACGCAUACGCGUCUGCGCGAAAUCAUGGACGAUGGCGGCGAGGCGACUAUAUCAAGAGCAGAUCGGGCGAGACAUAUAGGACCAUUGCCUCGGUGGAAGGGAUAGAUAUGGCUUCGAGUCUACAUUAUGCGUGCCAGGUUCUGCAGGCAUAUUAUCAUGAACUCUCUGCGAGACACUCCCGCCCAGCCAGCGGUGUUGCUCAAUUUCUUUAG